AUGAGCCUAGCGACCAGGCACUCUAACCGACGACAUCACCACUUCCCGGCCUUGAAUCUCAGCAUAACGACAGGCAAAAUACGCGUCGAAAUAGGCGAAGCGGAUGCAGUUCCAGUGCCACCUUUCACCGUCUUCACGAGCCAUCAGCGCACUUACUUCACCUACCUUCUCGGCUACUUAACUCUCACUUCCUCAUUGACGGCUACGAUCUACCUGCCCCUGAUCGAGAGCCUAAGCAGGCAGUAUAAUGCGUCCAUACCCGCGAUCGAUUUGACCAUCGCGCUCUAUCUCGUCUUCCAGGCCAUCUCACCAGCUUUCUGCGGCCCAUUCUCGGAUAGGCUUGGCCGCCGCCCAGUGUUCUUGAUCACCUUUGCGAUAUACAUUGCAGCAAGCCUGGGCCUGGCUCUCAACGAGAAUAGCUACACUGCGCUACUAGUCCUUCCGUCUCUGCAAAGCGUUGGAGGUUUGGCAGUGAUAUCUCUGGCUUAUGCGGUCGUCGCUGAUAUCUCUUUGCCUGCUGAGCGAGGCAAGAUCCUUGGGCAGACACAGUGGGCUUUCUGGACGCUUGUCAUGUUUGACGCAUCUUCUCUGAUGCUAAUCGGAUGGAAUAUGCCUGAAUCUGGAAGCAAACUCGUUGGUAAUGGAGAAGUAGUUCCUCGUGGCGUGUGGAAUACAUGGUGGUCUAUCAUUAGGCGAAGUCGAAGACAAGAAAGACAAGUCGACACAAAGGUCUUCAGGAACGUAUACACCGGAAAUAGUGGCAAAGGUGUACGAAGCUUUCCGAAUCCAUUCUCCUCACCAUUCAAAGAAGCCAUAGGAGACGACUGGGUGUUCACCUCGAUUGGGCUCGUCGAUGGCGUACUCGGCAUGCUCGCAGUCGCAGCGUUGCGGACGUGGGGGUGGAAUCGGAGGCAAGCAAGAACAGGGCGCGACUGAAACAAUUUGGGUCCUGAUGGAAUGAUACUGUCAUUUGGUAUCAUG
Alternaria rosae is the source of this 981-nucleotide messenger RNA. Its product is annotated as major facilitator superfamily domain-containing protein. The record is from RefSeq and is a predicted model, not a curated record. Bases 1 to 936 code for a protein of 311 amino acids. Gene Ontology annotation, biological process: transmembrane transport. Gene Ontology annotation, molecular function: transmembrane transporter activity. NCBI's taxonomy places the organism in Eukaryota, Fungi, Ascomycota, Dothideomycetes, Pleosporales, Pleosporaceae. The transcript is spliced from 3 exons.